Trametes versicolor FP-101664 SS1 is the source of this 1851-nucleotide messenger RNA. RefSeq lists its product as uncharacterized. Bases 237 to 1745 code for a protein of 502 amino acids. Gene Ontology annotation, molecular function: GTPase activator activity. The record is from RefSeq and is a predicted model, not a curated record. The transcript is spliced from 4 exons. Lineage: Eukaryota; Fungi; Basidiomycota; Agaricomycetes; Polyporales; Polyporaceae.
CUACCACCACUCACGUUUGCGGGGGGGCCGUCAAGCAUGGCUAAACGCAAGCGCGGCGCGUUACGUCAUGUCCUUCCUCAUCCCGUUAUGCCGCCAGUCAAGCUGGAGACGUUUGAGCAUUGUCGCCCUCUGUUUCGAUGCGAAAGGACACAAGAGAUAUUGUUUCUCACUUGCAGCAACUCAGGGAAGCUCGAGAAGCGCGGUAUAUUCAUGCGGGGCAUUCAUGAUCAUUGCACAUGGGUGGCAUGCUCAAACCGGCCCUGUGGCUUUCAAGCGUGAGCUGCGCUAGCAUUCACCGCAAAAUGGGAACCCACAUAUCGAAAGUGAAGAGCUUAACGCUGGACUCUUGGACGAAGGAGCAGGUCGAGUUCAUGAAAUCGAAAGGCAACGUUAAAUCAAAUGCGCACUAUAACCCCGACGAAGUUAAGCAUCCGCCGCCGACGAACAUGAUCGACUCGGAGCGAGAUAGCGACUUGGAGAAGUAUAUCAGAUCCAAGUAUGAGUAUAAGUCAUUCGUGUCCAAGUCGUCCCAGGUUGCCGCUCUCCUCGGCCCGUCUAGGUCCAGUGCGAGCAGAUUAUCGCCCGCGCCGACUCCUCCCCGCUCGCAGACGGUCCCUGCGCCGACUCCGUCAACCACCACCGCAAACAGAAGUAUUGCGACUCCUUCCCUUCCUGCGUCUGCACCCGCCCCCGCCCCCGCCGCUGUCAGCAAUCUCGCCAAGACACAGUCCCAGUUCCGCUCCGUCUCGCAGCCCGUCGCCCCAUCGUUCCCGUCGUCAUCCCAACCCUACGCACCCGUCCAAUCCAUCCAGACGCAGCUCGCACAGCCCAGCCAGCAGCCCCAAACAUCCUCCAACCCGGUGUGGAACGACCUCGCGCAACUCCAGGCGCCCGCGAUGAACUCCUCGCUCCCGCUGCAGUACGCGUCGCCCACGGGCACGCAGCCGAUGGGCAUCCCCAACACCUCCACCGGCCUCUCCGCGCCGAACCCGUACGGCGGGCUCUCCGUGAGCCCGAACGCGCCCUUCCCCUCCUCGUUCGGGCAGCAUCCGUCCCCAGGGGGCAUGUUCCCCGGCAGCCAGGCGCGGAGCAUGAGCCUCAACACCGGCAUGAGCAUGAACAUGGGCGCCGGCGGGAUGGGCUACGGCGCGGGCAUGCCCGGGGGCGCGUCGCCGUCGAUGCUGCACCCGCAGCCGACACAGUUCAACGGGUACGCGGGGACCUCGCCCAUGUCGAUGCACAACUCCACGCCGAGCCCGGGCCCGGGCGCGUUCGCUCCGCAGGGGCAGCAGCCCGGGAUGAACAUGGGCAUGGGUAUGGGCAUGCAGGGCUCGUUCGCGCCGUCCUCGUUCGGCGGCCAGCAGCCGGGCCAGCAGUUCCUUCAGCCGCAGCAGCAGCAGGCGAUGCAGCCGCAGGGCUCGUCGAUGUUCUCCUCGCAGCCGCUCCAGUAUGGGCAGAGCUCGCCGAUGUUACAGCCGCAGGCACUUGGCGGGCAGCACCAGCAGAUGCUCGGUGGGCAGCCGCAGAUGCAGGGCAUGGCGUCGGGGAACCCGUACAUGCAACAACCGCAACAGCAACAACAACAACAGCAGCAGCAGAUGUUCGGGUCGCAGCAGCCGUCGUUCAUGGGUGCGCCUGGCGGGCAGUUCGGGCAGCCUAGCGGGAUGCAGCAGCAGCAGCAACAGCCGAUGUACGGGCAGGGCGGCUGGCAGCAGCCACAGCAGCAGCAGUGGGGCGGAAUGUGAGGCGGAUCAAAGAUCAAGAGGCGAUUGUAUUGGACGUUGGACGGGGAUGUAGUUAUGUAGUAUGGACGCCUUCGACUCGCUAUCACGAUACUACUGUACACGGCGC